CUGGUGUUUGGAGCUAUGUUCACCGACCACAUGCUGACGGUAGAGUGGUCCUUGGCAUCUGGAUUGGAGAAACCUCACAUUAAGCCUUUUGAAAACUUGUCUAUACAUCCUGAUGCCUCAGUUUUACACUAUGGCGUGGAACUGUAUGAAGGCUUGAAGGCCUUUCGAGGAGUCCAUAACAAGAUCCGGUUGUUUCGGCCUGAACUCAACAUGAAGAGAAUGUGCCGAUCUGCUCUGCGGGCCACUUUGCUGGUGUUUGACCAGGAGGAGCUUCUGGAAUGCAUUCGGCAGCUUAUACAGAUAGACCAAGAGUGAGUCCCCUAUUCCACCUCUGCCAGUCUCUACAUCCGCCCCACGUUUAUCGGGACUGAGCAAUCUCUUGGAGUCAAGAAGAAGCCAUCCAGAGUCUUGCUCUUUGUGAUCCUGAGCCCUCUGGGACCUUAUUUUUCUAGCGGAACCUUUAAUCCAGUGUCACUGUGGGCCAAUCCAAAGUAUGUCAGAGCCUGGCAAGGUGGAACUGGGGAGUGCAAGGUCGGCGGCAAUUAUGGUGCGUCCCUUUUGGCACAGUGCGAGGCAGCAGAGAAUGACUGUCAGCAGGUCCUCUGGCUGUAUGGCAAGGAUGACCAGAUAACUGAAGUGAGCACGAUGAAUCUGUUCUUCUACUGGAUAAAUGAAGAUGGAGAGGAAGAGCUGGCGAUACCUCCACUAGAUGGCAUCAUUCUCCCAGGUGUGACCAGGCAGAGCAUCAUAGUUCUGGCACAACAGUGGGGUAAAUUUAAGGUGUGUGAGAGAUACCUCACCAUGGAUGACCUGACCCCUGCCCUGGAGGGGAAGAGAGUGAAGAAGAUGUUUGGCUCAGGGACGGCCUGCGUCGUCUGCCCGGUUUCAGACAUUCUCUACAAGGGCCAGAUGCGGCACAUUCCAACAACGGAGAAUGGUCCCAAGCUUGCAAGCCACAUCUUGGGAAAGUUGACUGAUAUCCAGUACGGAAGGGUGGAGAGCAACUGGACAACAGUGUUACCCUGAUGGAAACCCCAUUGGUUUGGUCAUGUGCCACAGAAGACGGACCUCUGCCCUCAACCGUGACCACCUGUUAGUAGUUUUGCAUAUUGCAGUUGCAGAGUUCAUGUUUUACCAAGUGGAGGUUUUUUCUUGAGCCACAGAAAAUUGCCAAUGCCAAAUGUCACCUGUAAACGUGGUAGUAAUUGCUUCCUGUAGCAUUCUCUGGAAAGAUGAUGAUAAAUGCCUAUCCUUGUCCUGAAAAAAAAAAAAAAACAGAUACACUUUCCAGAAAAUAUGCCACAGUAGCAGGAAAGUUGAGAAAACAACACUAUUAUCAA
Molecule: messenger RNA, 1340 nt
Organism: Peromyscus eremicus (cactus mouse)
Lineage: Eukaryota; Metazoa; Chordata; Mammalia; Rodentia; Cricetidae
Product: branched-chain-amino-acid aminotransferase, cytosolic-like
Exons: 1
Biological process (GO): L-leucine biosynthetic process; L-valine biosynthetic process
Cellular component (GO): mitochondrion
Molecular function (GO): branched-chain-amino-acid:2-oxoglutarate transaminase activity
Source: RefSeq, a predicted model, not a curated record